Messenger RNA from Raphanus sativus (radish), 1664 nucleotides. RefSeq lists its product as uncharacterized. The transcript is spliced from 11 exons. Lineage: Eukaryota; Viridiplantae; Streptophyta; Magnoliopsida; Brassicales; Brassicaceae. The coding region runs from base 224 to 1396 and encodes 390 amino acids. The record is from RefSeq and is a predicted model, not a curated record.
AAUAUUUUUUCUUGUCAGUAAACGUCUACAAAUUAUGGAAGAACCACUUCAACCAGAAUCUCUCUCCAGCUGCCGUAACGUUUCAGACGUCGUAUACUAACAAUCACAAACCCCUUGUGUGACCUCCAAAAAGCUUAUUGUUUUGACCUAGUAUGUGUUUUCAUCUCUGUUAUUGCUCUGUUUCCAGGUGAGGAACAAGGUUGAGCUCUGUAUUCAAAACUACAUGAGCUUGGACGUAAUCGUUAGGUACCUCGAGAAGACUCACCACAUUAGUAAAAGUGUCACCCGCAUAGUUUGGGAGCAGCUUCGAGAAGAGAAUCGACUUUUCUUCAGUUACUUCGAGAUGAGAUGCCAGAUGGCUCUCCAGAUGAGGAUGUUCAAUGAUAUGCUGACUAAGCAAGCUGUUGGGAUGUUCGAGAAUGAACUUCUUGAUAUCUCUGAUGCUUCACCUUCUGUCAGGGCUUUGCUUCGUCGAGAACAACCUGAAAGAGUUCAUCUUCUGGAGACAUUAGCUUCCAAGACAAAGCUGAGUUCUGCAGGCUUAGAAGCGAUGAUGCCUUAUGCAAAUGGUCAAUCAGGUGAAAGCUUUACAAACUUUGUUGUGCAGACGCAGAUUCCUUAUAAUCAGCAAGAUCAAGUGCUUAAUCCUGCAAGCUUUUCAAUGCCUAAUCUAAAUGGUCCAUUAGCUGCUCAGUGGCAGAUUCCUAAUGAGCAGCUGCUAAAUCAACACCUUUAUGCUUCAAGCUUUGCAUUGUCCAAUGCAAAUGGUAUAUCAGUGACGCAGCUGCCGGUUCCUAAUAACAAGCAAAAUCAACCCCAUCAGGAUCCAUUGCCUACAUAUAAUGAUCUUAUUGCUCCAACCUUUGAACCAGCAGAUACUUAUGAUUGGUGUCUACUUAUUGAUUCUGCUGCAUUUGAAGACCUUGGCACUCUACCACCAUUUCCACCAGCAGAUACUACUAUUCAAUGGCCUUCACCUGAUGAUCUUCCCUAUACUGCUGCUACUAAUCCAGAAGAAGACCUUUCUACAUUUGAUCUUGAAGGCGUUAUUGGACACAUCGGACCAAGUUUCCUGGACGCGGAUACAAUAUUAGCAAGCAUGGAUUUUAAUGAACAGCAACAACACCAACCCCAUUGGCAGCAGCAGCAGCAGCAACAAAACGUCCAAGUACAAGGAAGCAACGGGCUGCUAAAUGUAGAAAGCAAUGGCAAACACCACCAAUGCCUUGAUCAGCAACAAGCAGGAGGAGGUGUACAACGUCAUUAUCCUGAAUCUGAAGCUUUGAACAAUCCAGAUCCUGGCGUUAUUGGACAUAACGUACCAAGAGACUCAUAUAACAAAUCAGCAGCACAACUAGUAACGCAGCCCAGUGAACAGCCACAACACCAAAACUGACAUUACCAGCAGCCGCAACCUAACGUCCCAGUAGAAGCACCGCAACGUGUUGGAGGUAGACGCAACGAAGUGGUAAAUGGAGAAAGCAAUGGCCAUUCCAAGCGAAUGAGUACAAUCGUUGAUGAGCAACAUUCAGGAAGAGUCAAACGUCACCAUUCUGAAUCUGAAGCUUCUAACAAUUUCAAAAUAAUGAUAGUAUUUUAAUAGGAGUAUAUCUAUAAAAAUAAAUAAAUAAUUAGUUAUAUCAAGUUUCAACAUGAAUUUCUCG